Messenger RNA from Trichoderma asperellum CBS 433.97, 243 nucleotides. RefSeq lists its product as uncharacterized. The record is from RefSeq and is a predicted model, not a curated record. Lineage: Eukaryota; Fungi; Ascomycota; Sordariomycetes; Hypocreales; Hypocreaceae.
AUGGGCGAAGACGCUCGCGACCAAGGAGACCAAAGAGGCCAAAGAGACGCCUGGAAGGGGCUGGCUGGUCGUUUUAAGACGGCGGCCGAUGCUGUGACUGCCGAGAUGCAAGCAAUGCCGCGCGACGAGAGCCAGGUCUGUGGCCGCGGCCAAGAGGUGGUGGGCGAGCCUAAACUUGACCGAUUCGAGGCUGUCCCCCGAACCGCCGGCCGGGACCCCGACGGGAACGAUAGAGUGCCGUAG